AUGUCUGAUACCAAUUACAGCAGUGGUACCAAUUUGGAAAUUGUUUUAAUGGGUUUUCCUGGACUUCAUGAUACACAACAGUGGCUUUCCAUUCCCCUUCUCAUGAUGUUCCUUGUAGCAUUUUUUGGUAACCUAACAGUUCUGAUAAUUAUAGUUAUAGAACGAAGCCUACAUGAACCCAUGUAUUACUUUAUUUCCAUGUUAUCAGCUGUAGAUCUUGUUAUCACAAUGACUCUACUACCCAAGUUUUUAAAUGUAUUGUGGUUUGGCUCACAGAUUUUAAGUUAUAACGAUUGCCUUGCACAACUGUUGUUUAAUUCCUUUUUUUGUACAAUGGAAUCAUCCAUGCUAGUAUUAAUGGCGUUUGAUCGUUAUAUUGCCGUGUGUAACCCUUUGAGAUACAGAGCAAUAAUUGAAAAUAAGUCUGCAUUAAAAGUAAGCUUGUUUGUUGCAAUUAGGGGUCUUUGUAUUGGCUAUCCUAUUCUUAUGCUUGCUCCAGUUUUACUGAAUUCUGGAGGGAUUACUAUCCCUAGUUUAUUCUGUGAGUAUUUUGCUGUUAACAGUGCAGUACACAGCAAUAUAUUAGUGAGUAACAAUGACGUCUUCAUUCUUCUGCUCCUUCUAGCAUUACCAGAUUUAACAAUAAUCGGAUUUUCCUACUGCAUGAUUGCUAAAGCUGUACUGAAACUUGGUUUAAGAGAAUCUCAUCAAAAGAUACUUAACACGUGUACUUCUCAUAUUAUUGUAAUUGCUUCCUUUUAUCUUUGGGUAGCAAUGUCAUUAAUGACAACACUUUUUGAAAAUAAAGUCCCAGAAUACAUUCUUACUUUGUUUUCAGUCCUGUAUAUUACAGUGCCUCCAACAUUAAACCCUCUAAUAUAUGGUAUAAAAACAAAAGAGAUCAGACAAAAUAUAUUCAAUGGUGACAAUUUGGAAAUUGUCCUGAUGGGAUUUCAUGGACUUCAUGACAUCCAGCACUGGAUUUCCAUCCCUUUCUUCGUUAUGUUCCUAACAGCAUUUUUUGGUAACCUAACAGUUCUGCUGAUUAUAGCUACAGAACAAAGUCUUCAUGAGCCUUUGUAUUAUUUUAUUUUCAUGUUAUCAGCUAUGGAUUUUGUUGCGGUUGUUGGUCUCUUACCCAGCCUUUUGUCAGUGCUAUGUGGACUAAUGUCACUAAUUAGAGAAAUGUUUCAAGGUAAGGUCCCAAACCAUAUACCUGUCUUACUUUCAGUCUUGCAUAUCAUAGUGCCACCCACAUUAAACCCUUUGAUAUAUAGCAUAAAAACAAAGGUGAUCAGACAAAUUAUGUUAAAACAUUUAAGGAAACAUUAG
Molecule: messenger RNA, 1332 nt
Organism: Protopterus annectens (West African lungfish)
Lineage: Eukaryota; Metazoa; Chordata; Ceratodontiformes; Protopteridae
Product: olfactory receptor 52E8-like
Exons: 3
Coding region: 1-1332 (443 amino acids)
Biological process (GO): G protein-coupled receptor signaling pathway
Cellular component (GO): membrane
Molecular function (GO): G protein-coupled receptor activity; olfactory receptor activity
Source: RefSeq, a predicted model, not a curated record